Molecule: messenger RNA, 2485 nt
Organism: Diospyros lotus (date-plum)
Lineage: Eukaryota; Viridiplantae; Streptophyta; Magnoliopsida; Ericales; Ebenaceae
Product: protease Do-like 2, chloroplastic
Exons: 21
Coding region: 104-2002 (632 amino acids)
Biological process (GO): proteolysis
Molecular function (GO): protein binding; serine-type endopeptidase activity
Source: RefSeq, a predicted model, not a curated record
AAGGAUAAGAAAAAGGAAACUAUCGCGCGAGUGAAGUGACCUACUCGAAGGUCGCAGGGCGGUGUCUCCAGUUCAGCUUCUCUCCGCCGUUGCUUCGAUCGGAAUGGCGACCGCCGCCGUCGCCUGCUGGUUCUCGGUCCUUGGCUCCACCGGCACCUCGCGAUAUUCUUUAUCUUCACCACGUCUCUUCGCCCGGUCUCGCACCUCCACUUGCCUUCUCAUUCCCAAAGCCGCCAAUCAAAAGAAAAGAAGCUUUAAAAAACCGCCUCUUCCUCCUUUCUCUCCUCGUAAAUCCGCCGCUGAGGCAGAAUCUAUUUCACAGAAGAAAUUUCCAGGCAGAUCAAAAGAUGAAAGGCCCUGCCAAAAUGCUGAUGGCAAUAUUAGUAGAAGUAGUACGGGGCAAUCUCAAUCAACAGCGUUUAAAUCAUUUGGUGUGCAGAGAAAAGAUACAAAAGGGCCCCUGUUAGACAUAAAAGACCGCCAGGUUGAAUCAGGUAAGCUUCAUGAUGGAGCUUUUCUUAAUGCUGUAGUGAAGGUUUAUUGUACCCACACUGCUCCUGAUUAUUCCCUCCCUUGGCAAAAACAAAGGCAAUAUACGAGUACUGGAAGUGCUUUUAUGAUUGGAGACGGGAAGCUUUUGACAAAUGCUCAUUGUGUUGAACAUGAUACCCAGGUCAAAGUUAAGAGAAGAGGAGAUGAUACCAAAUAUGUGGCUAAGGUGUUAGCUAGAGGUGUUGAAUGUGAUAUAGCUUUGCUUUCAGUAGAAAGCAAGGAAUUCUGGAAAGGCGCUGAGCCGCUUGAAUUGGGACACUUACCUCGUCUUCAGGAUGGAGUUACUGUAGUUGGAUAUCCCCUCGGAGGAGAUACCAUUUCAGUGACUAAGGGAGUGGUGUCGCGAAUAGAGGUGACAUCUUAUGCUCAUGGAUCAUCUGAGUUACUGGGCAUUCAGAUUGAUGCUGCAAUAAAUCCGGGUAAUAGUGGUGGUCCUGCUUUCAAUGACCAGGGAGAAUGCAUUGGUGUAGCAUUUCAGGUUUACAGAUCCGAAGAGGCUGAGAAUAUUGGAUAUGUAAUUCCAACUACUGUAGUAUCUCAUUUUCUGGAUGACUAUGAGAGGCAUGGAAAGUACACUGGUUUCCCUUGCCUGGGCGUGUUGUUACAAAAGUUAGAGAAUCCAGCACUACGUGCCUGCUUGAAAGUGCCAUCUAAUGAGGGUGUCCUGGUGAGAAGAGUUGAACCCACUUCUGAUGCUAGCAAUGUCUUGAAAGAGGGGGACGUGAUUGUAAGCUUUGAUGGAGUUCACAUAGGGUCUGAAGGAACAGUUCCAUUCAGAUCAAAUGAGCGCAUUGCAUUUCGCUACCUCAUUAGUCAAAAAUUUGCAGGCGAUGUAGCAGAGCUUGGUAUUAUAAGAGCAGGAGCUUCUAUGAAGGUUCAAGCAGUUCUCAAUCCACGUGUGCAUUUGGUUCCUUAUCACAUUGAAGGAGGUCAGCCUUCCUAUUUAAUCGUUGCUGGUUUGGUGUUUACACCACUGUCCGAACCACUCAUAGAAGAGGAGUGUGAAGACAGCAUUGGGUUGAAACUACUGGCAAAGGCACGCUAUUCCUUGGCAAGAUUUAAGGGUGAACAGAUUGUGAUACUGUCGCAGGUCUUAGCAAACGAUGUAAACAUUGGAUAUGAAGAUAUGGGAAAUCAGCAGGUUUUGAAGUUAAAUGGGACACGAAUAAAGAACAUUCAUCACCUAGCUCAUCUAGUCGAUUCAUGCAAGGACAAGAAUCUAGUUUUUGAGUUUGAAGACAAUUACCUUGCCGUUCUGGAAAGAGAGGCAGCUGCUGCUGCCUCAUCCUGCAUUCUCAAAGAUUAUGGCAUUCCAUCUGAAAGAUCUUCCGAUCUUUCAGAGCCAUAUGUGGAUCCUCUUGGAGACAACCAAGCAAUGGGUCACCAGGAUCUCGGGGAGAGUCCAGUUUCAAAUUUGGAGAUUGGCUUUGAGGGGCUUCUCUGGGCAUAAUUUUUAACUCCUGGGCACCUCAACCUGUCGUCUCUCCAGCGGCCAUUGCUCAAGAGUAUGGUUGCAGUUUGCAGCCUGCCGAAAUAUCAACAUUCAUCAACUCAUAAGCUUCUGCCUAUUCUUCGGUUCGGACGUGCAUCAAUCAUUCAAUUUUCCACAUAUUUUAAUUCAAUUGUUUUGGAGAGAGCAUGCUUGUAUUCUAAUGCGCUGGUCAUAAAGCAUUGACGCAUUUAUGUUUUGUAUAAUUAAGAAUAAUUAUAAGUCAGUUCAUAGAAUUAAAAUAAGGCCAUGUAGGAUAAAUUGGUCAAGCGACUAGCUUAAGUUAAGAUCUACAGUUUAGUUUGCUUGUAGUAGCAUGUUGACCUGAUGACCACGCGCGCUCACACGUGAUUUCAAAAGUUCUUGUCUGUGUGUAAGAGGUAAAAAGAGAUUGAUUUGGUCGUCUUAAUAAUAUUCAAGUGUUUCAUUGUUCUAGAGAUUCAA